Messenger RNA from Helobdella robusta, 396 nucleotides. RefSeq lists its product as hypothetical. The annotation marks the transcript as partial. The transcript is spliced from 3 exons. The record is from RefSeq and is a predicted model, not a curated record. Lineage: Eukaryota; Metazoa; Annelida; Clitellata; Rhynchobdellida; Glossiphoniidae.
AAAUACGAGGGCGAGUAUAAUGUAAGUGGCUUGAGACAUGGUAAAGGUAAGGCUAGAUACUGCAACGGUGAUUGCUAUGAAGGUGACUACUUGAAUGGAAAGAGACACGGCCAAGGAGUUUACACGUUCGCUCAAGGAGGUGUGUAUCAAGGCAGUUGGAAGGAUGGCAAGAAACAUGGAUUCGGAAAGUUCUGUUACCGAGACGGCACAAACUACGAAGGUCAUUUUUGUGAGGAUGUGAGGCAAGGUUGGGGUAGGUACUGCUACAACAAUGGCGAUGUUUAUGAAGGAAACUGGAUGAAUCAGAAAAGACACGGGCAUGGCGUGUACGUCUACAAGUGUGCCAAGUUGAAAUAUGAAGGCAUAUGGAAGGAAGGAUACAGAACAUCCGAGGGU